AUGGUAAGACGGUCGGACGGUCUGCCGGUUGUGGUGGUUGUGGAAGCAUCCUGUGUUGAGUCUGACGUGUGUCUGUCCUCUCCCUGCCAAAACAACAGCACCUGCACACUGACUUUGAAUGGCUACCUCUGCACCUGCUCUUUUACCCCGCCUAUAUACACAGGCGAACACUGUGAGAGUUUAUACGACCCGUGUGAAAACGCAGGCUGUCCGUCCAGGUGCUUAAGCACUCCAGGAACUGAGAACUACACCUGUCUGUGUCCCAACGGCUUCGAUGGUCCCAACUGCACCCGAAACAUCAAUGAAUGUGAGAGCAACCCCUGUACGGGACUCAAGAGCUACUGUGUGGAUGGAAUCAACGGAUAUUCGUGCCACUGUCCCAGUGGAUACAGCGGGGAUGACUGCAGGACGAGUGUGCGAGACUGUGCUUAUGACCCGUGCUAUAAUAACGCCACCUGUGUGUGGGCGCCGAGCGGCUACGAGUGCCAGUGCGCCGCGGGUUUCCGGGGUCAACACUGUGAAGAAGACAUAGAUGAGUGUCUGUCACAGCCCUGCAGGAACGGCGCCAUCUGUCAGGAUGGGAUUGACCUGUAUCAGUGCUACUGUGUGCCUGGUUUCCAAGGUUACCACUGUGACAUCGACAUAAAUGAGUGUGCAUCCCAACCCUGCGAGAACAACGGGACAUGCAUCAACGGGAAGGACCGUUACAUCUGUGAAUGUCUCAUUGGGUUCACAGGAGUUAACUGUGAAGUUGACGUUGAUGAAUGUGAGACAGAUCCCUGUCAGAACGGCGCCACCUGCCAUGAUCACGUGGGAUUGUACACCUGUGAGUGUGUGCCGGGAUACGAGGGCAUCAACUGUGAGCUGAACAUCAACGAGUGUGACAGUUCACCCUGCCAACAUGGAGGAACAUGUCUGGAUAUGGUGAAUGGUUACAAGUGUGAAUGCAGUGGCACUGGAUUUGUGGGCUCUUUCUGUGAAGACGAUAUACCAGAGUGUGCAUCGGACCCCUGUCAGCACGGGGCCACCUGCCAGGAAGGAGUUAACCAGUAUACCUGCCUCUGCUGGCCAGGCUAUGAAGGUGUGAACUGUGAGCUUGACGUGGACGAGUGUGAAGCGCAGCCGUGUGAGAAUGAUGGUGUAUGUUUCCAGCGAUCCGACUCCAGACACUACAGAGUUCUGCCUGAACUGGACACGGACUUCAGCUACGAGAGCGCAGCCGGAUACCUGUGCCAGUGCCGCGCUGGAUUUACAGGUGACGACUGUUCAGUUAACGUGAACGAAUGUGAGUCCACGCCGUGUGAAAACGGAGGCACCUGUGAAGAUCUCAUCAAUGCGUUUCAGUGCUCGUGUCCUGCGGGGUUCACAGGUGUCAUGUGUGAGAUUAAUCUGGACGAGUGCGAGAGCAAACCAUGUCAGAACGGCGGCAGGUGUGAAGAUGCCAUUAAUGACUACUUGUGUUACUGUCCACCUCCUGCACCGGACCAGCUGCCCUGGGGCGGCCACGACUGUGACAUCCCGCUGACCGGCUGUGUGCCUGACCCCUGCCAAAACAACGCCACCUGUGUGCCUUCACUGCACGGAGACCAGCAUCAGCACACCUGCAGAUGCCCUUCCGGUUUCCAUGGUGACACAUGCGAAACAUCCACCACCUUCUCCGUGACAACGGGAGGUUAUCUGGUCAUCGAGGUCCCGCAUAUCAACCGGACCCGCAGGCAGGUGGGAUCGCAAGGGCCCAGUGUCCAGCUGAGGUUCAGGACGACCUUGCCGGAUCUAAUUCUCUUCUUCCGGGGAAGCCAAGAGCACUUUUUCAUACUGGAGCUAAUUGGUGGAAAUCUGCACUCCAGAGCCGAAUCAGGAGAUUUACAGUUUGCUGUGCAGUUAAGCGGGGAUUUCAGCGAUGGACUCUGGCACGAAGUCUCGGUUAGUGUGGAUGAGAGACUAACUCUGACCUCGUUAUCGGACAACAUAACCAAAGUUGAGGAUGGAGGUCACAACCAGCUUCUGUCCUUCCAGCCGCACGGCUUGGAGAAAGUCUACAUCGGCGGGGUGCCGCAGGAGUACCUCAACCGAACCACAUCCAGGACGGGAUUCGUGGGCUGUUUUGAGGAUCUGCUGGUGGAUUCUCAGCCGGUUCUUCCCCAAAGCUUUAGCCCGCAGCCGGACGUCGAGAUGGUCUGUGAGAAGAGCGACUGGUGCGGUCCGGACCCCUGCUCUGAGCGCGGCCGCUGUGUGGAUCUGUGGUCAGACUACAGGUGCGACUGCCGCAGCCCGUUUCAUGGACACAACUGUUCAGAAGAGUUCACUUCAUGGACGUUCAGUCCCGAGCGCAACAGGAGCUUCGCUGCGUUUCCCAUCAUGCAGCAGCACGCCGGUGACGUGAGCGUGUCCCUGUGGCUGAAAUCACGUCAGUUAAACGGCCUGGUCUUUCAGCUCCAGCGUGAGGAUCAAGCUUACCUCACUGUUUUUCUGAAAAACGGCUCACUGUACAUUGCGUUAUACAACUCCAUCAGAAAAGCCUCCAGCUUCCUAACCGAUGGGGAGAAGGUCUUUGUGGCCAUUAAAAAAGAAAAAGACUUUAUAUUGUUUAAUCAAACGCAGCAGGUUUUUACUCCCAUAGAGAUGUUUGGUGUCGAGGUGGAGGCUGGAGAUGUGGCGUAUCUCGGUGGACUUCCCGAAGGAGAAAACGCCAGACAGUGGGGUGGAUAUUUUAAGGGCUGCCUGCAGGACGUCCGUAUAGACGACACACAGCUGUACAUGUACUCCGGCAGCAUCAGCCACAAACCACAGCAUCCCAGCUACUUACCCAGAAACUCCUCUAAUGUGCUGGAGGGCUGUGUCGGAGACCAGACGUGUAAGAUGAAGCCGUGUCAGAACGGAGGGAAAUGUCAGGUCAUCUGGAAUGACUUUGUGUGCUCGUGUCCGCUGAACUUCUCUGGGAAGACGUGUGACACUCGUGUGUGGUGCGUCAGCGAUCCGUGUGACUCUGGGACUCGAUGUGUGGACUUACCUGACGGUUAUGAGUGUUUAGCCAACGCCACGUUUGAGAGCGACGCUUUGAAGUUCAGCGCCAAUGGCUCCUUGUUCCUCCCUGUGACGAGCAUCUCGAUGCAGCUCCGGACGCGUGAGGAGAACGGGACGCUGUUACGCGCCUCCAGCCGCCUGGAGUUCUUCUGCAUGGGGCUUCUGAACUCCUCCCUGAUCGUGAAGUUUCGUGACGGGAACAGUCUGGAGGUGCACGCCUUCACCAGCGACGUCCCUGUUUCUGAUGGAGACUGGCACCAGGUGGAGCUCUACACGUCCAGCCCGAGGAUCUCAGCGUCCCGCUGGCACCUCGCUGUGGACGGUCGAUCGGCCGGAUUCAGUUUGGCAGCCGCCGGCAACAUGGACUUCUUCAACUCCUCCACCGUUUUGUUGGCGGAGAACUACACCGGCUGUUUGGGCGAGGUGCGGAUCGGUGGCGUUUAUUUACCGUUCUUUGGACACCUAGAGGAAGAAGCACCGCAAACGUCACAGUACAUCCGAGUUGGUGGGAUUUCGGAGCCCCGUCUGGGAUGCACCAGCUCCUCCUCCUGUCUUUCUGAUCCCUGCCUGAACAACGGCACCUGCACGGACCUCUUCAAUCUCCUCUCCUGCGCAUGUGGCCCGGGAUGGACGGGUGAACGCUGCCAGGAGAACGUCGAUGAGUGCGGCUGGCAGCCCUGUGUCCGCGGGACAUGCCGGGACGUGCCGGGGGACUAUGAGUGCCAGUGCAUCCCCGGAUAUACUGGGAAGAACUGCCAGCUGGAGGUGCCUGAGUGCCAGGAGCAUCGCUGUGAGAACGGAGGCUCAUGUGUGGCUGCGGUUACAGGAUACACCUGCGUCUGUCCACCUGAUCACACCGGACCAUUCUGCCAAUGGCGUUUUCCUCCUCGGCAGUGUGAUGUGGAUUUACAGUGUGAACAUGGAGGCGUUUGCACUGAUGGAUGGUGGGGAGCGAACUGUACCUGCAGACCGGGCUUCACCGGAGACAGAUGUGAAGUGGACGUAGACGAGUGUGAGUCGGACCCGUGUCGUAAUGGAGGCACGUGUGUGAACAGACACAAUCACUACCUUUGUGAGUGUGUGUCCGACUUCAGCGGAGAAAACUGUGAGGAUACGAAGCAGCAGCAGCAGGAGCGCGUGCCGUGGCUGAUGGUGGCCGUCCCGCUGGCGUGUCUGGCUGUCCUGCUAGCAGCGGUCGGGCUGGUUUGUCUGGUUCUCACUGCCCGGAAGAAGCGCCAGACGGAGGGAACCUACAGCCCCAGUCACCAGGAAGUAGCUGGAGCCCGACUGGAGAUGGGCAGCGUGCUGAAGGUGCCUCCCGAGGAGAGACUGAUCUGACAUCGGUCGUCCUGUGGAUGGUUUGGGCCGAACACACAUGUAACCGUUACACUUUAAAGCAGCAAAGCUGAUACAUGUGGCUUUAUGUUGAGCACAGCUGCGUGUGCCUUCUGUAGAAGGAUAAUGGAGAAAACACUGGUGAUUCUCCAUCAUGAUCACUCACUUUCACCACUCUGAGUAAGAGAGCAGAAGGUCAGAUGAAGCCAAUGUGAGAAAUAUACACUGUGACCACUUUCCAUCCCAUAUGGCAAAAAAAUAAUGGCCCAAAAAAUCUAUUCACUAAAAAAUGCUUUAAAAUAUAUUUGUAAAAAUAUUUUUUUUUUACCGAUAUU
Messenger RNA from Cyprinus carpio (common carp), 4694 nucleotides. RefSeq names its product crumbs cell polarity complex component 2b (gene crb2b). The record is from RefSeq and is a predicted model, not a curated record. The coding region runs from base 1 to 4362 and encodes 1453 amino acids. NCBI's taxonomy places the organism in Eukaryota, Metazoa, Chordata, Actinopteri, Cypriniformes, Cyprinidae. Gene Ontology annotation, cellular component: plasma membrane; protein-containing complex. The transcript has 13 exons. Gene Ontology annotation, molecular function: calcium ion binding. Gene Ontology annotation, biological process: heterophilic cell-cell adhesion; establishment or maintenance of epithelial cell apical/basal polarity.